This is a messenger RNA of Neocloeon triangulifer, 2216 nucleotides long. RefSeq names its product dual specificity mitogen-activated protein kinase kinase 6 (gene lic). Gene Ontology annotation, biological process: stress-activated MAPK cascade; protein phosphorylation. Lineage: Eukaryota; Metazoa; Arthropoda; Insecta; Ephemeroptera; Baetidae. Bases 283 to 1278 code for a protein of 331 amino acids. Gene Ontology annotation, molecular function: ATP binding; MAP kinase kinase activity. The record is from RefSeq and is a predicted model, not a curated record. The transcript has 7 exons.
CGCUGCUUUCAAACAGCACCACUAGACACUAGACCAGAUUCGCAGAUCACAGUAGACAGGCAAACAGAUUCGUCGGAAAAAAGUUCACAAGUGAGUCACUUCUGCCGAAAAUACGGCUGCAUGCUGAUCAUUGCCGACAUCUGCACCUUCGAAUCAUCCGUUCGUCGUACUUGCUGACAAGGGCCUUAAUCGGGCCGAGCAUGCCUUGUUGACGUCCAGCCUCCGAGUUUCAAGUUUGUUUUGCAGCUGAAAGCGGACUCCAAUCCAAGGCACCAUCCAAACAUGUCCGGUGGUCGCAACAAGGGCCGAUUCAAGUUCGUUCUCAAUCCAGAACCGGCGCCAAUUGUGACGCCCCCUCGGAAUCUGGACCAAAAAACAAACAUGAUUCUGGGUGGACAAGAGUACACAGUGGACGCCGCAGACUUAGAGCGCAUCUGCGAGUUGGGCCGAGGUGCUUACGGCACCGUAGAGAAGCGCCGACACAUCCAGUCCGGCACCGUUUUGGCUGUCAAAUUGAUAACAGCAACGGUGAAUUCACAAGAACAGAAGCGCCUUAUCAUGGACUUGGACGUGUCGAUGCGCGCCUCGGACUGUCCGUACACGGUGCAGUUUUUUGGUGCCCUCUUCCGAGAAGGUGACGUCUGGAUCUGCAUGGAAGUUAUGGACACAAGUCUUGACAAAUUUUACGCCAAGGUUUCCAAACAUGGACACUCAAUCCCUGAAGAAAUCCUAGGCAAAAUUGCAGUCGCGGUGCUGCAAGCGUUGCAUUACCUGCACUCACAGUUAAAAGUGAUACAUCGGGACGUCAAGCCGUCCAACAUUCUCAUCAACCGCCAAGGAGAAGUCAAAAUUUGUGAUUUUGGCAUUUCUGGAUACCUUGUAGACUCAAUUGCAAAGACUGUUGACGCUGGAUGCAAACCGUACAUGGCGCCGGAGCGAAUUGACCCUAGCGGCAAUCCGUCACAGUAUGACAUCCGGUCAGACGUGUGGAGCCUCGGCAUCUCGAUGGUCGAGUUGGCGACGAGCAAGUUUCCCUACAACUCAUGGGGCACACCUUUCGACCAGCUCAAGCAAGUGGUGCAGGACCCCGCCCCCAGACUUCCCCCCAACAGAUUCAGCCCUGAGUUUGAAGAUUUCAUCACCCAGUGCCUGCAGAAAAACUACUCCCAACGGCCAAACUAUGAACAGCUGCUGCAGCACCCGUUCAUCACAAUUCAUCAAAACAAAGACACUGAUGUGGCCUCUUUUGUGUCAGAAAUUCUCAACUUACCCGACUAAGACCAGUAUUCAGUCACAGCCAAAAGUGUUGUUUCUUAAAUUUAAUUUCCAUUAUUUCACAUACACACACAGCACGCAGUUUUGCUAGUCGAGUAUGAAAUUACUACUAAUGAACUCUGCUAUAUAUAUUUUACUUUUUGAGUACAAUUUUGAGAAGCUGCGGAACUUCCAUUGUUUGCCAUAUUUUCAGUUUGAUAAAUUGGAUUUUUUUCACGCCAGAUUUUGUAUGAUUGUGAAAAUUUUUGAUUUUUGUUUCGGAAGCAGAGCGAGUUUAGUGACUUAGCCUAUUGCUUUGUAUUUAAAGCAUCGCAAAACAGAUUAAACCCCCUGAACACCUGGAUAAUUGAGCGCAUCUAAUCCUGGUAGGAUCAAAUGACGAUAUAAGUCAAUUUUAAUUUGGCGUUGGAGAUACUUAAAAUUAUUGCUCACUUAACAAACUAUCACAUUAAUUUUAAGCUAACCAUUCAAUUGGUGCGCACUAAUGAAUACUAAAUUUAAAGUAAGCGCUGUCAAAUCAAACGUUGCGAGUGUUGCAACAAAAAAAUGCAUUUUUACAUGUGUUGCGAUUGAAAAUAUUAAGUGCUAUAAUAAAGAAGGUAUCUAGUUAAAAAGAUACAGAAAAUCCAAAACUUGUGUGAUGACUUCAUAAAUUCAUGUUAAAAUCAUCUGUUUCAAAUGGAUAAUUUUGUAAUUUUUUUUUUAUAACUUAACAUGGAAAUUAAAUUGAAUGGGGCAAGAAUUUUAAUUUUUUUUCACUUACGUGUUAUCAACACAUUUGGAUAGUGUGCAUUAAUUUAUUUCUAGGACACAGUCGCCCCUUGAUAGUCUUGUUGAAAAUGAGCUUCAGUGGUCAUGUACUAGUCCAGUUCACUUGCAAUGGAGUUAGGCAACUUCUUGACAGAAAUGUCCAGCGGGUGGCAUACCUAACAGGUUUUAAU